CAGUUACCUCCCAUCAUACUGAUUGGCUGCUGCCUGCCAAUAACGGCCUCCAAGGGUACAAGGGUGAGAAACUUCAGUUUCUUUUUCCCCAGAACCUCCCUGUGCAGGGCUCUGGCUGGCGACGGAACCCACGCUGACAGAGGCAGCUCACCAGAAGAACUGGGAAUGGCCGUCCCAACUGUCGUGACGAUCCAGCCGCAGCACAGCGUGGCCGUGUCCACCGCCUCCAGGAACAUAUGGCAGACAGGGCUGAUGGACUGCUGCACCGACUGCGGUGUCUGCUUCUGUGGGACGUUCUGCUACCCCUGCCUGGGCUGCCAGGUGGCCGGGGACAUGAACGAGUGCUGCCUGUGCGGGACCAGCGUGGCCAUGAGGACGCUCUACCGCACCAGAUACAACAUCCCGGGCUCCAUUUGCUCUGACUUCUGUAUCACCUUGUGGUGCCCUGUGUGCUCUGUUUGCCAAAUUAAGAGAGACAUCAACCGGAGGAGGAAGAUAGGCAUAUUCUGAUGUCGCCGCCCUUGCUGCGCACUGUGGAGCCUCCAUGGGCAGGAGCCAGUGCUGCCCUGGCCAUUGGGAAAAGCAUCAUGAGGGGUUUGCCUGGGUUGUGGUUGGUUCCCCCUUUCCUGGGUGACACCAGGAAUAAACAACAAAGUUUGCCUUCC
This is a messenger RNA of Columba livia (rock pigeon), 665 nucleotides long. Its product is annotated as placenta-specific gene 8 protein. The transcript is spliced from 5 exons. Gene Ontology annotation, biological process: positive regulation of transcription by RNA polymerase II. The record is from RefSeq and is a predicted model, not a curated record. Lineage: Eukaryota; Metazoa; Chordata; Aves; Columbiformes; Columbidae. The coding region runs from base 166 to 510 and encodes 114 amino acids.